This is a messenger RNA of Eurypyga helias (sunbittern), 695 nucleotides long. Its product is annotated as solute carrier family 41 member 2. NCBI's taxonomy places the organism in Eukaryota, Metazoa, Chordata, Aves, Eurypygiformes, Eurypygidae. Gene Ontology annotation, cellular component: plasma membrane. The transcript is spliced from 5 exons. Gene Ontology annotation, biological process: monoatomic cation transport. Gene Ontology annotation, molecular function: monoatomic cation transmembrane transporter activity. The annotation marks the transcript as partial. The record is from RefSeq and is a predicted model, not a curated record.
AGACAUAUUACUAUAUAUCUCCUUUGGUUGGUGCCUUUUUUUUGGCUCUGACUCCGAUGGGGAUUGUCAUAGCUGCCAAACACCCAGCUACCAGAACCGUUCUCCAUUCAGGAUGGGAGCCUGUUAUAACUGCCAUGGUUAUAAGCAGUAUUGGUGGCCUUAUUCUGGACACAACUGUAUCUGAUCCUAACUUAGUUGGAAUUGUUGUUUAUACCCCAGUAAUUAAUGGUAUUGGUGGUAAUCUAGUAGCUAUUCAAGCUAGCAGAAUUUCUACCUACCUCCAUUUACACAGCAUUCCCGGAGAACUGCCAGAAGAAGCCAAGGGUUGCUAUUAUCCAUGCAGAACCUAUUGUGGUUCGGGAGUAAAUAACAAAUCAGCCCAAGUUUUGCUUCUUUUGGUGAUUCCUGGACACCUGAUUUUCUUGUACACUAUCCACUUAAUGAAGAGCGGCCACACUUCCUUAACUCCGAUCUUCAUAGCGGUGUAUUUGUUUGCAGCUCUGCUACAGGUGUUUACUCUGUUAUGGAUUGCUGACUGGAUGGUACACCACUUCUGGAAAAAAGGAAAAGACCCCGACAGUUUUUCUAUCCCUUAUCUUACUGCACUGGGAGAUCUGCUUGGAACUGCCUUAUUAGCUAUAGGUUUUCAUUUUCUGUGGCUCAUCGGUGACAGAGAUGGUGAUGUUGGAGACUAA